This is a messenger RNA of Peniophora sp. CBMAI 1063, 2676 nucleotides long. NCBI's taxonomy places the organism in Eukaryota, Fungi, Basidiomycota, Agaricomycetes, Russulales, Peniophoraceae. The record is from the annotation of a GenBank genome assembly.
AUGGCCGGCCGUCCGCCAUACCAGCAAUCCAACGCGUCCUCCACAGACCCCUUCGCGGACAGGCCCAGGCACAUCGCCAUCCAGGAGCCCUCCCCGCGCGCCUACGAGUCCACCGUCUCCCUCACAGCCGACAAUGACGGCUCCUCCGAGGGCGACUUUCAGGAGAAGCAGCCGCUCGCUGCCGGCCAGCCAGGCUUUGCUGGUGGCUUCUACCCGCCUGGGCCUGUCGACCCCAGCGCGUACGGAGAUCCGUACGCGGGCGGACGACCCAUCUCAUCCGCCAGCUCUCUCACCAACGGCGUAGACACCGCCUGGCGUCGUCGACAGACGAUCAAGCGCGGUGUCACCAAGAAGGUCAAGCUCACGAACGGCAACUUCAUCACAGAAUACCCCGUGCCAACACCCGUCUACUCUGCGAUUGAGAGCAAGUGGACCUCGAACAGCAACACGACCGAGUUCUCACAUAUGCGUUACACUGCCGCCACCUGCGACCCCGACGAAUUCACAGAGGCAAACGGCUGGUCUCUUCGUCAGAAGAUGUACGGCCGCGAGACAGAGCUCUUGAUCGCUGUCACGUCUUACAACGAGGACAAGACGCUCUACGCCCGUACGCUCCAUGGCGUGAUGGUCAACAUCCGUGACAUCUGCAAAACGAAGCAGUCGAAGUACUGGCGUCGGUCUGCCGAGGAGGGCGUUCCGCCAUGGCAGAGGAUCACCAUUGCGCUCAUUGUUGACGGGCUCGAGGCCAUGGACAAGACUGUCCUCGAUAUUCUUGCCACCAUAGGCGUGUACCAGGAUGGUAUCAUGAAGAAGCAAGUUGACGGCAAGGAUACCGUUGCCCACAUUUUCGAGUACACGACUCAGCUCUCUGUCGACCCAACACCGCAGCUUAUCCUGCCGCAUGGCGAUGACCCUAAUAACCUUGUACCGGUGCAAAUCGUGUUCGUGUUGAAGGCCAAGAAUCAAAAGAAGAUCAACUCGCAUCGUUGGCUAUUCAAUGCGCUAGGGAAGAUCAUGAAUCCUGAGAUCUGCGUUCUCAUUGACGCCGGUACCAAGCCAGGACACAAGGCCAUCUACCAUCUCUGGGAGGCGUUCUACAACAACCCGAACCUUGGUGGCUGCUGUGGAGAGAUUCACGCCAUGAUCAACAAGGGCAAGAAACUGCUCAACCCACUCGUUGCAGCCCAGAACUUCGAAUACAAGAUGUCCAAUAUCCUCGAUAAGCCGCUCGAGUCCUCGUUCGGCUACGUAUCGGUGCUGCCCGGUGCUUUCUCCGCCUACCGUUACCGCGCUAUUCUUGGCCGGCCGCUCGAGCAGUACUUCCACGGUGAUCACUCGCUCGCCGACCGUCUGGGCCCCAAGGGUAUUCACGGGAUGGGUAUCUUCACCAAGAACAUGUUCUUGGCUGAAGAUCGUAUCUUGUGUUUCGAGCUUGUCGCCAAGGCGAACUGCCGUUGGACGCUUACCUACGUCAAACCCUCUAAAGCCGAGACGGAUGUGCCCGAGAGCGCUGCCGAGCUCAUCGGUCAGCGUCGUCGUUGGUUAAACGGGUCCUUCGCCGCCAGCAUCUACGCCGUCGUGCACUUCUUCUACCUUUACCGCUCCGGCCAUGGCAUCAUCCGCAUGUUCUUUUUCCACAUUCAGACGCUCUAUACAAUCAUCUCGCUCUUCUUCUCCUGGUUCGCCCUCGCGAAUAUGUGGUUGACGUUCAGCAUUAUCAUCGACUUGUUACCAGACCAGGGCGUGGUCAUUUUUGGUGGCAACAACGACACGGGUCUUGAAAUUACACAUUGGGUCAACCUCGCGUUCAAAUGGAUAUACCUCGCGUUUCUUGCACUGCAGUUCGUGCUCGCGCUCGGCAACAGGCCAAAGGGUGAACGCGGGUUGUAUACGACCACUCUCUGGGUCUACGCCUUCCUGUCGCUUUACUUGCUCGUUUGCUCGAUGGCGCUCACGGUCAAGUCUUUCCUGGCAAUUCCCGACGAACUCAAGAACAAAACGACCAGUCAGAUCAUCGCGACUUUCUUCACGCCGCCAGUCGGUUCACUUGUUGCCGCCAUGGUCUCAACGUUUGGCAUCUACCUAAUCGCGUCACUACUGUACCGCGAUCCGUGGCACAUGUUCUCGUCAUUCUUCCAGUACCUCGCGCUCGCACCGUCGUUCACCAACGUGCUCAACGUCUACGCGUUUUGUAACUUACACGACGUUUCUUGGGGUACAAAGGGCUCAGACAAGGCUGAUAUCCUGCCUACGGUCUCGUCCAAGAAGAGCAAGGAGGGUGACCAGGCUGUCGUCGAAGAAACUGCACGCGUGCAGGAGGAUCUCGAUGCGGCUUUCAAGGAGACGGUCACUCGCGCAGUGACGAAGGUUGAGGUGAAGGAGGAGAUUGAGAAGCCGACGCUAGACGACCAGAACAAGACGUUCCGCACGCGUCUUGUCGCCUUCUGGAUGCUCACCAAUGCUGGACUCGCUGUCGCUAUCGAAAACAUCAACGGUCUCGUCGAUACGACGAAUAGCAAGGAAAUUCUUCAGGAAGAGGCGGACCUGCGCACGAAGCAGAACGACUACUUCGCGUUUAUCCUCUACUCGACGUUCGGUCUGUCGCUCAUCCGCUUCAUCGGUUGCCUGUUCUACCUCUUUAAGCGCAACCUAUUCAAGUGUUUCCGCCGGGCUUGA